CCUCUCGGGGAUAAGAGGCAGGAGAACGUUUUCGCUAUAGGCUGCGUUCUCCGAUAAACGUGCCUGCUGCUUUCUCCGGAAUGUGAGCGGAGGUUUAGCCGAGGGUUCUGUAUUCGCGUUCGGUUCCCUGGUUGCAUGUGUGUUUGCUUUUUAAGACUCAGGUUUAUGUGUUUGUUUAACGCCAGUUCGGAUUUCGAAAGGGAAGACUGAUUGUUCUGGUUCUUUUUACCGUAGGCAGUUUGGAUUACAGAGAGAGAGAAUCCUGGAUGUUUGCAGCCUUUUGCAUCAGCUGGUAGGGAGGAAAAAAGGUGGAAACCGACCUGCAGCAGUUGCUUCUUGUGAAAGGGGAGAAAUAUCGGACACGGUUCUGGGAUUAUUUGUCCAAGUGCUUCGUCCUGAAAAGGCUUCUGAAACAAUCAGUAGGCAUCUGAGAAGUGAAUUGGAAGUUUGAAGUCUCAAGCUUUUUCUUUCUAGCAGUGCCGAGCACCUCACCCUUGGAUGCUUUUGUCCACAUGGCAUGGAUACAUGGCUAAACUUACCAAGUUCUGAAUACUUCAGCUGCCAAAAUAAAGUGCUUUCUUACUUUUAAAUACUUCGUUCUUCUAGGCAACAUUCCGUCUGAGUCAUAGACAUAACUAGUUUUGUUAACUGGCUCCAGGUUAAAUGCAGCCUGAGUCACUGUGUACACAUUGCUGAAAAGUUUCAUGGCAGGUAUUUUUCCCCUUAUCUUAUUUUUUAGAUUUUCUGACAUAGCCUUCUGUCAUUUUGCAGUGAGACCUAUUUUCUAAAUGAAGAAUCUAAUAGAUGUUUGUUUAUCAUUUUUUCUUUUAUGUUUUAUUUAAUAUUUUUGUUGAAAAAUGUUGUUGCCAAUAAGCAGUAUGGAGGUAUCCAGAUAGCUGUUGUUUACAAAUGCCUCUGUUACCCGAAGCUAGGAAAUGUUCCAGAGUUCAGAUGUGAAAUUUGGAUUUUUGGCUUCACAGUUUGUGGUGUAAAAAGUGUAUUUAUUUCACCUGGAGCUGAUGCUUCUUAUAGUGAUAUGUCCAUGGAAUAGACAACAGAAGAACUUGUCAGAGAAAAAAAAAACUUUUUAAGACAGAGAGUUGGCAAAUUUUGCAAGUAGCCUUGUGGAAUCUGUAAGCAAGAAGAAUCGGUAGCCGAUUUCUGUGAGGUCAAAUCUAUGUCAAACAGCUACGAAUGUAGUAUCAACAAGAACUCUGGAUAUUAUCUCAAGGAAAACAAACUGGAAAAAUAUAAAUCACACAGUACUAACACCUUGUGCGGUCCUCUUGGAUUAGAUUUGCAUUCAGCUGAGUUGCUACUGCCUCAAAGAAAAUUAAGAUGGACAGAACAACUUAAUUCAAAAGGACUUGCCAUGAGGUGCUGAAGCCUUGUUUCAUUGAUUUGGAGAGACUGGACCUAAAUGGCGCAGCAUGACUUUGCUCCAGCCUGGCUUAAUUUUCCUACUCCACCAUCAUCAACAAGAUCAUCACUGAACUUUGAGAAACAUUCUGAAAAUUUUUCGUGGGCAGAGAAUCAUUAUGAAGCAAAUUGCAGAAGACACAACUCUUCAGAUGGGUUUGAUCCUAACAUUGGACGGCCUAAUGGAGGACAUUUUUGGAGAAAAGAGAGGAAUGGUUGGCGUUCACAAGGCAGAAAUUGUACAGAAAAUAUAAACCAUCGUGGGGGAUACCAUGGUGGAGGUUCCCGUGCUCGUGCCAGCGCCUUCCACUGUGGAAAAGGCCAUGGACUGCAUGAAAACAAUGUACCUGGUAAUGAAACUGGGAAAAAUGAAGACAAGGAAGUACCCAAACAGUUUGAGGCUGAGGAUUUUCCAUCUUUGAACCCUGAAUAUGAGAGGGAACCAAACCAGAAUAAAUCUUUAGCUGCAGGUGUGUGGGGGUACCCUUUGAAUCCUAAAUCUAGAUCGCAGAGAAUGCUGGUCAUUAAAAAGGGCAGUACAAAAGAACUGCAGAUAUCUGGGUUCCCGGUAGUAGGAAGUCUUCAUUCACAUCCAGUAAGGAAUGGACCUGGUACAAGUGUUUAUAAAGGAUUAGUCCCUAAACUUGUCACUCCACCCACAAAGCCUACACAGUGGAAAAGCCAAGCAAAAGAAAAUAAAGUUGGGAAUCCAUUUCCUCAUGGAUCUGCAUAUGGUGUUGGCAAUUUCAGUCCUUUCAAAUCAACUGCCAAGUGUAAUUGGUCAAAUUCUUCAUCCCCUGUUGACAAAGUUGGUCAGCCUUGUUUAACAAAAUUGACAAGAAUGCGGACUGAUAAGAAGAGUGAAUUUUUGAAAGCAUUGAAACAAGACAGAGUGGAAAAGGAACAUGAAGACAAGAAUCAUGCUGGGCAAAAGAAGGAUGAUGAGUCCUUUAACUUGCGUAACAGCAACAGCCCUCAUCAUGAGAGAGAUAUAAACCGAAACUUUGAAAAUGAAAUUCCGCAGGAGAAUGGCAAUGCUUCAAUUACAUCUCAACAGGUCAUUCGAUCUUCAGCUUUCCCUCGGGCAGAUGUUCUUUCAAGCUCACUUGAGGCAGAGCAUAGGUUGUUAAAGGAGAUGGGCUGGCAGGAAGAUUGUGAAAAUGAUGAAACAUGUGCUCCACUAACAGAGGAUGAGAUGAGAGAAUUCAGAGUCAUUAGUGAACAGUUACAAAAAAAUGGCCUUCGGAAAAAUGGCAUUUUGAAAAAUGGCAUCAUCUGUGGUUUUAAGUUUAGCCCCUGGAAAAACAGCAUUUUCAAAACCACUCUGGAGAAUGAGGAUUCUGAGACGAGCAGCAGUGAUACGUCAGAUGAUGAUGAUGUGUGAAGACUUCUGUAACAUCUGUAGAAGACCAUUUUGAUCUUACAAAAAUUUGGGGAUGUGUUGUCCAAAAAAAAUUUCUAAUUUAUGUAGUAACUUACCCAUUAGAGGAAGAAUGAUGUGACUUUUCUCUGAAGAAAGGAAUGUUGUGUUGGGUGUGUUGAAAGCUACUAUAAUUUCUUUGUAAACGAAUGUUGUAGAAUGAGGACUUAGGUUGACCCAGCACUGACUUCCUUCAUCACUGAAGCAUUUCUGAAUAGCAAUGUGACAAUGUAACAAGUCAGACUUUCACAUUUAAUAAUAAAGACAAAGAAUUAUGUAA
Harpia harpyja (harpy eagle) is the source of this 3119-nucleotide messenger RNA. RefSeq names its product GC-rich promoter binding protein 1 (gene GPBP1). The record is from RefSeq and is a predicted model, not a curated record. Gene Ontology annotation, biological process: DNA-templated transcription; positive regulation of DNA-templated transcription. The transcript has 12 exons. Lineage: Eukaryota; Metazoa; Chordata; Aves; Accipitriformes; Accipitridae. Gene Ontology annotation, molecular function: RNA binding; DNA binding. Bases 1421 to 2803 code for a protein of 460 amino acids. Gene Ontology annotation, cellular component: nucleus.